AUGUUGGACAUUCCAUCUCUGGAGUUUGUUGUGAGGCGAGACAUGUUGGAAAGCGGCAGCUUCAUCCAAGUUGUAACCCAUACAAUCCAGCUAGUCCUACCGGAGAAACAUACCUUUUACGGCAACUUCAAGAUGUAUGCAAUUGCCGAAGCAGAGGACAGUACCCCCCGCGGCGCUAUAUGCGUCUGCGACCUUCAGGCCCUGGUGAGCGAUAUGAAUCGCAAGAAAGAGGCGCUUAUCCAUACCGAUGACAUGUUCGACCCAUACAUCCCUCUGCCCGUGGUCCCGGUCGGCGAGUAUGUGGUAGCGUUUGUCGAGGCGGAGGCUUUCAAAGACUUUGUGCUUCGCCUUCGAAGCAACGUAACCAAUGAGACUGACUUGGACCGCUGUGCAAGCUGUGGGGAGGUCGUUGUCAAAGGCUAG
Molecule: messenger RNA, 423 nt
Organism: Sphaerulina musiva SO2202
Lineage: Eukaryota; Fungi; Ascomycota; Dothideomycetes; Mycosphaerellales; Mycosphaerellaceae
Exons: 2
Coding region: 1-423 (140 amino acids)
Source: RefSeq, a predicted model, not a curated record